Messenger RNA from Eurytemora carolleeae, 1149 nucleotides. Its product is annotated as nucleolar protein 58. Bases 196 to 1149 code for a protein of 317 amino acids. Lineage: Eukaryota; Metazoa; Arthropoda; Copepoda; Calanoida; Temoridae. The transcript has 8 exons. The record is from RefSeq and is a predicted model, not a curated record.
AAGGUUCUUCAGUUUAAAGCGGAGUGUAGCGAGGUGAACAUAUACAGUCCCUGCACUAGCGCUCCUUAUACCACAACCUGCAGAUAGCAGAUAUUCUUGGAACUUAGAGAUAAAUAGGUUCAAUCCAUCCAUAUCUUCAUAGUUAAUCAAGAUCUCCAGAGUUUAUGAUCGGACCAGAGUUGUUUAAUUAGUGAGAUGGGUGUUAUACCAAUUAUCGUAGAAUCAAGAAGACAUCAACAAUUUAGAAAUGGAAGGGCUAUACCCGCCGGAGAUAAAGGUCGGCGAGGUUCCAAUGGUCGAAUCAGUGCUAAUUCAGUUCGACGAGGAUCAAACGGACGAAUCGGGCCAGGCAUUGAAUUCGUCAGACGUGGUUCAAACAGCCGAAUAAGUUUUGAAAACACACGCCGAGGUUCUUGUGGACGAUCCGCCGAUAUGAACCGACGGGGUUCCGCCGGCGGUGUAAAGCUUGAUAUAAGACGGGGAUCUGUCGGAAGAACAGAAACUGAUUCAAGUUCUUUUCAAGAUAAUCUUCAAAUUAGGCGUGGAAGCGGGGCAGGUAUCCUCAAACAACUGCCUCGAAGAGGUUCAAGACAAAACCUGAAGUCCUUGACAAUCAACAUCUUCGUGGAAGGGGGAGAGGAGAAGAAGGACAGAGAGAAGAAGAGACUAGAGGACAAGGAUGAGGACAAGAAGGAGAAUAAGGAGGACAAGGAGAAGAUAGAGAAAGAUGGUGAAGAAAGGAAAGAAAGAAAAUACAUAAAAGGACGAAGUGAUGAAGAUAAAGAGAAUAAAAGCCAGGACGGACUGUGGAAGGUUUUGGAUCGAGAACUGGUGAAGGUUCGUGGAGGAGGAGAGGUUCAGGUUAAUCCUGUCUCCGGGGGUAUACUACAACAAAGGAGAGGGGACCUGAACCCCACUCCAGGUUCUGCAGGAACCAGGAGAACCCAAACACUCUCAGUCCUACCCAGAGAAAAGGUAUUAAAGAAGGAUUUAUCGAAUUGUUCUCAGGAGUUGAAGAAUAAAUCUCAGGAGAAAAAUAUAAAAUGUGAAAACACAUUUUCAAAGUUUGCAAAGGACGCUGUAAACAGCCAUAACAAGUAUAGAACUAAACAUGGGGUCAAACCUCUUGAACUUGACCUUGACCUUUAA